Messenger RNA from Nipponia nippon (crested ibis), 486 nucleotides. Its product is annotated as scale keratin. Gene Ontology annotation, cellular component: intermediate filament. Gene Ontology annotation, molecular function: structural constituent of cytoskeleton. The record is from RefSeq and is a predicted model, not a curated record. NCBI's taxonomy places the organism in Eukaryota, Metazoa, Chordata, Aves, Pelecaniformes, Threskiornithidae.
AUGUCUUGCUACGACCUGUGCUCCACCUCUGCCUGCGGUGUCUACCGCCCCCAGCCCCUCGCUGACAGCUGCAACGAGCCAUGUGUCCGUCAGUGCCCUGACUCCAUGACUGUGAUCCAGCCGCCUCCAGUCGUCGUCACCUUCCCCGGCCCCAUCCUCAGCUCUUUCCCCCAGGAGUCAGUUGUGGGAUCCUCUGGAGCCCCCGUCCUUGGGGGCUAUGGGGGGUCCCUUGGCUAUGGGGGUUAUGGCUCCCUGGGCUAUGGUUCCCUGGGCUACGGGGGUCUGUACGGCUAUGGCUCCGUGGGCUACGGGGCUCUGUACGGCUAUGGGGGUUCCGCUCUGGGCUCUGGGGCUCUGUAUGGCUAUGGGGGCUCCCUGGGUUACAGGGGCCUGUGUGGCUAUGGCAGAUCUUAUGGUUCUGGCUCUUGCAGCCCUUACUCCUACCGGUACAGCAGGUACCGCCGUGGCAGCUGCGGGCCAUGCUAA